AUGAAUGUACCUUACCUUGUCGAUGAUUGUCUAUACCACUUAGCGCAACAUAUAACUGACAUUGACACUUUAUAUAAUUGUCUUUAUGUUAAUCAUUUCAUGUGCAAAAGCGUAAUUCCGAAAUUAUGGUCUCGAGCUUUAUUUAAAGCAAAACGAAAAGAUUUACUAAUUAGGACUUACCUUUCAUGCUUAAAUGAAGAGGAGAAGGCGAGUUUAAUUCCUUUUAACAUCAAUCUAUCCGAUGUCAACCAGCACCCAUUCCUUCAAUAUGAGAAGUACAUGGAAUCCUGCAAUAAUGUUGUUCUUGAAGGAGCAGUUCAUGAUUGGCUAAAGCUAACGUCAACUCAUCGCGUCGAUCGGAAAGAUUUAAGGAUUAAACAAAUCUCACGUGCACUCUGGAUAAUGUUUUUAUCAAGAUGCCAUAAUUUCAAGUCUUUCUUUUAUGAUAUCUCUGAAUGGUCAGAUGUUGAGUUUGACUUUCCCGAGGGUUCGAUGACAUUAAAUGUUAAACCUAGUCUGUCAAACCUUCAAGUUCUUACUUUGUGCACAAAUGGUGGACUGAAUGGUUCUAGAGAGAUUGAGGGCCCGUUAAAUUUCUUAAAAAGCAUACCCUCAGUUUGCUCAAAUAUCCAAGAACUAGGAAUUUAUGAUGUUGAUUCGGGAGUGGACAAUGGAUUAUUCAGCGACAUCAUCAAAUCUCAGCGUAGUAUCAAGUCAUUGAGUUAUAUGGGAAGCACUCAUAGUGUCAUUCCGUCAUUGAAAGUCCACAAGAAUUCCUUGACUCAAUUAGUGUUCUUCAGUUCGACCAUUGGUUCAUUGGAGGCACUCACGUAUUUAGAGUGUUUAGAAUCAUUAGAUAUUUGCGAUUGCAUUUUUACCGUAAAUGGUGAUCAUAUUUUGUCUUCAAUUUUUCGUAAUCUUAAAGAACUGAGCUUGAUGAAAAAUAACUUAAAGCCGGACACUGUGGCCGAAAUUAUAAAGAAGACUGGGCACACCUUAAAGAGAUUAAUAUUAGAUGUUAUCACUUUAGAAACUAUGGUAGCAGCAUCACAAUAUAUUCAAGACAUUGUUCACCUUGGAGUUUCCGUCAAUUUUGAAAUUCCUCCGAUUUUCUUUUUUUGGAUUAAAAAAUUGAAACUUGAACGUUUGAUCUUUUUUGAGAGUUCAAUCAGUUAUUCUAAUACCUUUAUGCGGGAUUUGAGGAUGAACCUACCACCAACCAUUACAGAGUUGAGCAUGGACUUUUUUAAUCCUACUGCAACCGAAUUAUCGAAUUUUAUGGACAGUUGCGAAGCACCAUUGAGAUCUUUGGUCUUGCGGUUUAAUAGCAAGCAUAUUGAUCUUUAUCUUAAAGUACUUGCUGUCAUUGUGCCCAUGAUGAAAACCCUGAAAACCCUGUCCUUUACAAAUUCGCCACGUAAUAUUAUAUGGAGGGAUGCACAAAAACAGUACAUAGAUACUAUAAAAGAAAGUGGUGUUGAAAUUUUGACAAAAAGAUACGAAAUUUAUAUACGUGACGUUUGGUAA
This is a messenger RNA of Acaulospora morrowiae, 1527 nucleotides long. The record is from the annotation of a GenBank genome assembly. NCBI's taxonomy places the organism in Eukaryota, Fungi, Glomeromycota, Glomeromycetes, Diversisporales, Acaulosporaceae.